This is a messenger RNA of Sitodiplosis mosellana (orange wheat blossom midge), 1746 nucleotides long. RefSeq lists its product as uncharacterized. The transcript is spliced from 3 exons. The record is from RefSeq and is a predicted model, not a curated record. NCBI's taxonomy places the organism in Eukaryota, Metazoa, Arthropoda, Insecta, Diptera, Cecidomyiidae. The coding region runs from base 155 to 1399 and encodes 414 amino acids.
ACGUGGUAAAUCACGCCUAGUGAUACACGGAAAAUGCUCAGUUUUCUCUACAAGUCAUCGGAUAAUAAACGCCACUUAUAAACGGCGGUUUUUCUAUUCGGCUCAUUACAUUCGUUAAAAUCGUCAAGUGAACGCAUGUCGAGGCUUAAUCAAUAUGAAAAUGGCCAUUCUGAUUUCUUUGUGCUUUUGUGCUCAUUCUGUCCAUUCAAUACCAAUUAAACAACAUAAUGACGCAAGUUCUGCCCAUGCAAUGAAUCAGUCGUCACUGUUUGAAAACAUGGAUCUUGUUGGUUUGCUAAAGACGCAUCAGAAGAGUGAAAUUGAUACAUUUCAACGAAAGUAUGGCUCAAUGACCAUUGCACCAAUUUCAAUGGAUAAAAUCAACGUUCACGAAACAGCCGAAACGAUACAAUCGAAACAAUUAGUACCAGAACUUUUUCACAAAUUUGGUCCGUAUAUUCAAAAAUUGGAAUUAAAUUACGAUCAAUUAUCAUCAAGAGGAGAUCGCAAACAAAUCCAUAAGCUGAUUGUGACGCAUUGUGCCGAUUCAUUGAUAUCACUCAGUUUGUUCCGAUGGGAUGUGACAAUCCUGCAAAGUUUGAAUGUGCUCAAAAAGGUCGAAAACUUGACAUUAACCGGAUAUGUGAAGGUGUCCAAAGGGUAUUUCAACUUCAAUUAUUUUCACACUCAGAAAAAAUUGAAUGAAAUAUUCCCAGGAUUGCGUCGAUUAUCCUUGGAUUAUGCUCUGGGAGCGGAACCGAUAUUUGACGUUGAAUUUUCACAGCUAGAGCAAGUGAAAAUUACAUCCACUCGGCCAUUGACCGAUGGAAACAGCUUCAGCAACACAAAAUUGGCAUUGAAAAAACUGUUUUCGAAAAAUCCACAGAUUCGAAACUUCAUCUACGUUUAUUGCGACUCAUUGGAAAUACUGAAAAUGGCCAGAGAUUAUUUGCCAAAUCUUGAAACGCUCCAGGUCAACGUACUUCGACUGAACGACGAAUUCGAUGGCGAAAAGAUCUACUUUGCAAAUCUUAAAAAGGCUUAUCUCUGGUCUGACGAAGUGGCAUUAUCACAGUUUCUCGCGUUUGACCAACUCGACGAGCUUUACAUGACCUGCGCGGCUGAUGAGUGCGUCAAUUUCAUCGAACAGAAUAAAAAUAUGCGGAACAUUUUUAUCGCCGGCAAUUCACUGAAUGACGAAGACAUCUUGGAAAUCGGCGAAGAGAUAACGUAUUUGGAUGAAUUGUUCAUAGCAACGACCGCUGAAAUUGAUACGCACACCAUUAUCGAUUACUACAAAUUUAAUUCGAAUGUGAAAAAUUUCCGACUCGAAAUCAUUGACUCACAGUUUUUCAACUCGCGGAUGGAAGGCGAAACGCUGGAGAAACAUUUUGAAUGAUUGAACUAGCACAUGAAAAAAUUUGAUUUCGUUUUUUAUUUUAUAGAAAAAUAUAUGGUCUUCAGUUUAGUAUUGUCAUUUGAGAGUUGAUUUAAUGAGAAUGCAGCUACAUAGUGUAAAAGAGUGUUGGAAUUACAAAACCAAUGAACAUACAGAGAAAAAUGUGAGAAAUGGCCAUCAACAAUGUGGUUGAAAGAGUUGAAAGUAAAAUAGCACUUACUUUUUCCUUAAGAUCGUUUACAUUUCUACGGACGCGGAUUCAACCUAUCAAAAAUGCCUUGUGAAAUAAAACUCGGAAGCAUGUUCAAUUUCCCAUUGAAUUUAUUCUUAUUUUUAAUUUGCUCGUG